Messenger RNA from Anopheles stephensi (Asian malaria mosquito), 4891 nucleotides. RefSeq names its product guanine nucleotide-binding protein subunit alpha homolog (gene cta). Gene Ontology annotation, biological process: Rho protein signal transduction; adenylate cyclase-modulating G protein-coupled receptor signaling pathway. Gene Ontology annotation, cellular component: brush border membrane; heterotrimeric G-protein complex. Gene Ontology annotation, molecular function: guanyl nucleotide binding; D5 dopamine receptor binding; G-protein beta/gamma-subunit complex binding. NCBI's taxonomy places the organism in Eukaryota, Metazoa, Arthropoda, Insecta, Diptera, Culicidae. The coding region runs from base 430 to 1593 and encodes 387 amino acids. The record is from RefSeq and is a predicted model, not a curated record. The transcript is spliced from 6 exons.
ACCCAUCACUAGUUUGCAUCGUUCGCUCACGGGAGUUGGGUGCGUCGCGUACGCGGUCUGCCAUUUUUUCGCGAAAAAUACGUGUUUUCCGGCAUUUUCCAAACGGACGCGAGUGUACGGUCGAUCGGUGACACCAGUGGAAACGCUUUUCCGACCGUUCGGGCACACCGAUACCCCUAGCCGGACCAUGUGAAAAGCCGUGAAAGUCGUUUCUGGGCGAGUGGAAAAGUGCGUGCGUCACACAACAUCGACACCAGCACCACCACCACACCACUACCGCCUGGUCGGGCUUUGUUUCGGUGGAUGUGUGCGUGCGUGCCGCGUGCGUGUGUGUGUGUUUAUCUGUCACUCCUGCUGCGCGGCAUCGGAGCACCGGAGCGCGCGUGUGUGUUUGUGGGUGCGGAUGUGUGUGCGUGAUGAGAUUUAAAGAUGGCGGCAUCGAAUAACAGGCGGAGAGAAAGCACUUUAUCAAAAUUAUCAUGCACGCGGUGUUGCGGCGAUCUGUUCGGGUACCUGCUCCGGCUCCGUGUCAGCCCGGAAGAGCUCGAGCAGCGCUAUAAAUCGCGCGAAAUCGACAAAUUUCUCGAGAAAGAUAAACAUGCGUUCCGGCGACAGGUUAAGUUACUGUUGCUGGGCGCAGGCGAAUCCGGUAAAUCGACGUUUCUCAAGCAGAUGCGAAUCAUCCACGGGAUCAACUUCGAGCCCGAACUAAUUAGAGAAUACCAACAUGUGAUCUACCAAAACAUAGUCAAAGGCAUGCAAGUGUUGUGUGACGCUAGAGAUAAGCUAGAUAUACCCUGGGAGCACCCGACAUCGCAGCUGGCCGCGAACGAAGCGGUCAUGUUUCACAGCGGCUGCCUGCUGGACGCCGAACAGUUCCACCAGUACGUUCCGAUCAUCAACAUCCUGUGGACGGAUGGCGCCAUCCGGAAGGCGUACGAUCGGCGAAGGGAGUUCCAAAUUAGUGAUUCUGUUAGUUAUUUCCUAGAUGAAUUAGACCGAAUAUCGAGGUUAGAUUACAUACCCACCCAUCGUGAUAUUUUGCACUGUCGCAAAGCAACUAAAGGUGUAUUUGAGUUUACGAUAAGGAUACAGAACAUUCCAUUCGUGUUCGUUGACGUCGGAGGACAGCGGACACAGCGCCAAAAAUGGACCAAAUGCUUCGACUGCUCCGUCACGUCGAUCCUGUUUCUCGUAUCGACCUCCGAGUUCGAUCAGGUGUUGGCCGAGGAUAGGAAAACGAAUCGCUUGGAAGAGUCGCGCAACAUCUUCGACACGAUCGUGAACAAUACCACCUUCCAGGGUAUUUCGAUCAUACUGUUCCUCAACAAGACGGACCUGCUGCAGCAGAAGGUGAAAAAUCCGGACACGGACAUCCGCUGGUACUAUCCCCAGUUCACCGGCAACCCGCACUCGAUCCUGGACGUGCAGAACUUUAUCCUGCAGAUGUUUAUGAACGUGCGGAAAAACACCAAAACGCCCAUCUACCAUCACUUCACGAACGCGGUCGACACGCAAAACAUUCAGGUCGUGUUUAGCUCGGUAAAGGACACGAUCCUGCACCGCAACCUGUCCGCACUGAUGCUGCAGUAGCGAGGGUUGUCCCGUUUUUUUUUCACCCUCUUUUCCCACCUUCUUCCGUUCUUCUUCGCUUCGUUUCAUCGCCGUUUUUUUGUUUGUUUGCCAUAAAGAACAAAGGGGGAGGGAAAGUGGCUCUUGUAAUUGUUAUGCUUAAUGGGGGGCGAAUUGUAGAUAGAGGUUGAAUAUGGGGGGAGGGGGGGGGGGGGUGUGGUUGCGAAGCUUUGUCGGUAUCUCCUAGUGUCGAGAGAUAUGGUCAUCCAUCUCGUCGUACGGUGGUGUGGCACUGCGUGGUGAAAGAAUGGUUUGAAUGAAUGAAUAACUUAAUAUUAAAACCAACUUUUGAAUUUAAAAGCUGAAUUAAUAGACAUCUCUCGAAGGACAAGAAGCUCAUUGCGUACAGAUUUUACCUCUGUUUCGCGUGUGAAACGUAACACACCCCAAAAUCGCUCUCUGUUUCCCAACCACCUUAGUGAAUCUCCUCAUUCUUUCACCCGACAUUCAUCGCGACGGGAUUGGAAAACGGGCAAACGAGCAGCCCGAACGGAACAAAAAUUACAUGAACAAAAGGAUGCACAAUUUACACCAAAAAACCAAAAACUAAUUUUAAUCUUAAAAGAAACAAAAACACACACACACACACACACACAUGUUCAUAAUACCUAUGCAUCUUGAUAUGGAGCGGCUAGGACCAGCAAUAAUAAGGGAAGAAGCGGACAAUAUGAAUCUAAUCGAAACAAACGGAUUACAUGUCGAGAGCGUGAGGAGAGAAGGGAAGCCUAAUCGCACACACGACACGGUGGGGGGUCUGUGUCCGGGGUCUAGCGUAUCCGCGAAAGGGGGGGGGGGGGAAGAAUCGUGUUCGAAGGAAAACUCCUGGUGCGGGAAUUCGAGAAGCAGUGUGAAAUAGUACAAUAUGCGCCCACCUAAUUCAUCGCCCUUUUAUAUCAACUGAACCUGUUUUUCUUUGUAUUGCAGGGUUUCUCAGGUCAGCAUGGUAACAAUAUAUAUAUAUGGUUGGGAUUUUACGGAGUUAAAAAUCUGUUUUUCCAUGUUGAGAGGGGUUAACGAGGUUGAAUUACAUAUACUAUGACCGACCGACGCCUCUUAGGCUGUUGACAUGUAGUGUUACCAUGUUGAACUGGCCCAAGAAACCCUGUACCUGCUGCUCUUAUAUUAGUCAUACAUUAUUGCCAUAUCUCUCUCGCUCCCGUUUGCAGAAGACGCGUGUGAGAGAAACGUUUGCCGGUUUUUGUUUUAAGCGUUCUUAGAACAAUUUGUUCACUAUUUUGUUACUGUAAUUUGGUAUUCUUGUGUUCGUUCAUCGUAUUAGUUGGUGAACUGGUGCCAUAAGAGCGAGUGAGUGUGUGUUUCAUCAUCAUCAUUAUCGGCACGGACAUUGAUUUCAUUUUCUCGAAUACCAGUCCAGGGGGGGCUUGGGAACAACGGUUGGGUCACGAUAAUAUUCCCUUCAGGAUAUUCGCUGGACAUUAUGGCUCCCUCUCUCUCGCUCACCGGGCGAUACAUUUUUGAAGAAAGACAAAUCAUUAGAGUGUAGCUAGCUAUAAUGCGCGUUAAGGGGCGAUAUGCCGCUUGUAAAUAGUAAACCCCUCUCCUCCUGCUCCAUUUUCCCUUCUCGUCUCCUUCCCCCACUUAUAUACAUUAUGCUGGUUCAUCAGAACAGGCUUCGCAAGGGGAGCCAUGUCAAACCGGCCAAUAUUCGAUGAGUAAAAGCAUUUAUCCGGCAUCGGUGCGGAUGCGAUGUGAAGCGCCAUGCGAAGAAAAAACGCCGGAAGAAGAAAUGGUGCGGAAUAUUAGUCGCGAUCGCACGUGGCGGAAGAUUUAGGAAGCUUCUGAGGUAAGUGAAGCACUCACUCAGCUAGCGCAGCUAUAGCCUUUCCUUCUCUCAGAAUCACACAUACACACAAUCUCUUACGAUAUAAUAUAAUCGAAACAUCCGUCAAUACCUAGAAACAAACCUACCGAACAGCAUUAUAAACAGCAUUCCUUCUUCAGCAGCAGAACGCGCUCUAGCAAAUACCAAAAUGGCCGAACCAAUUGAUUGAGCAAUUUGGGUGGAUGUAGGCGAUUAGAAUAGGCCAUCAAGCCAAUGUAGAAGCGAAGUUAGGAAAACACAUAUAAAGAAGCACAAUAUAAAAAACGGCAGCAACAACAAGAAAACAACGCAAAAGACUUACAAGAACAAAGUUCUACAACGGGGUAAACGCAAUACACCGUCACGAAAGAGGGGGGGGGGGGGGGGGGGGGGGUUGUUUUAACCUGCCCAACCCAGGAGAAAUGCCCUUUUUGGCUAAUUUCUCGGAGCAGCGUUUCGGAUCAUUUACACAAUAUUAGAGCGAAUUAGGACGAACGAAACACAAUUUUAGCGGGGUUCGCAAUUUUUGGAGCAUUUUCGGUGUGCGUUUUUUAUAACACUCUCGCUGGUUUUGAUACAAAAAUUCGCUUUUGCGAACGAUGUGUUUGUGUGGGUGUGGGAGAACAAACAAAAAGUCGUCUUUAGGUGGAACGUAUUCGGAAGUUCAGCUGCUCCCCAAAACUGCCCUGCAAUCGGUCCCUUGUGUGUGUAGUAUUUAUGUGUGGUGUAUUUGUUUUCGUUCUUGUUUCGUAAAUCUUACAAUUAUUGCUGUAGAUGCAUUAUGAUUUAUCCACAGGUCCCCCCCCCCCCCCCCCCCCCAUUCUCUUCUUCCUCUCCCUUUCCUUUUUGUGGCAACAUACAUGUAUGAAUAUUUGUACGUAUAUUUGUAUGUAUUAGUGUGUAAGAGCAAUGCUAUACGCGAAGGUUAAAAGGAAGAAACGCACACACACAUACGCGCGCACGAAAAAAAACCGGCAGGAUAUAAGUUGUUGUUCGAUGUUACUUUAUGGAGAUUUUAUUUGUAUAUUGGAAUUGGAAUUGGUAGCCGCCGCCCGGGUCGCUCCAAACGCGCCAGAAAGGAAGCCUGAACAAACAAACAAAAAAGAUCGUUUUUUGUUUUGUAUUUUUGUUAUUCAUUUUGUUCGCCUUUUCGUAAGGAUCCCGUAAUGCUUAAGACAGCGGCGGCUCUCUUGUACAAGUGCGAGCGUACUAGGAAGUUUCCUGAUAACGUAAAAAAAGGAUGUAAUGUGCGCGUGUGUGUGUGGAAUGUUAAUUGGAACACGCGGGUGUGUGGUAAUAAGAAUUGGUGAGAACAACAAAAAACCAUCCCACAAACCCACCCACACACGUACAUAAGUUAUACGGUCAUAUUAUACAACAUUUGUUCGUUCGAUGGUAAAACGAAAUGAAAUUAAAUAAUAAAAGAAAAAGCAUCAA